Molecule: messenger RNA, 4830 nt
Organism: Penaeus chinensis
Lineage: Eukaryota; Metazoa; Arthropoda; Malacostraca; Decapoda; Penaeidae
Product: kinesin-like protein KIF21A
Exons: 14
Coding region: 14-3457 (1147 amino acids)
Molecular function (GO): NAD+ poly-ADP-ribosyltransferase activity
Source: RefSeq, a predicted model, not a curated record
UCGGGUACGAGAAAUGAUCAUAAAAAAGACCAAGAGAUCGGCAGGAAGACUGAUGGAUCAGCAAAAAAAGCUAAAAGGCACACAGCGAAAUGGAAAGAACACAAAAAAUAAACCACAAGAAUCCCAGUCAGAUGACUCAGAUGACCUAUAUGAUCAGAGUGAGGAAUCUGAUGAAAGCAGAAGUUUAGAUGGAAGUGAUGGAGAGGAAGAGCAGUCAAGUGAAGGGAGUGAAGAAGAUGAAGUGGAAGAGCUUUCGAGUAAAGAAUCUGAUGAUGAAGAGGAAGAGCUUUCAAGUAAAGAAUCUAAUGAAGAAGAGGAAGAGCAGUCGAGUGAAGGAAGCGAUUUUGAAGAGUACGAGCAUACAACUGAUGAAGAAGAAAACGAUCCCAGUAGUGAACAAGACAGCGAGUCUGAUGAGGAAGAUGAAGAAGGUAGCGAAAGUAGCGAAAGUAGCGAAAGUAGCGAAAGUAGCGAGGGGAGCAGCAGGGAGCCAGAACAGCAAGGCCCUAAAGAGCAGCGCUCGAAGCAGAAUCCUAAGGAGUCCAGACGGAAGAAAGAUCUUGAUAACCAAACACAGCUGCAUAAACGCGAGCGCAAGAAGGCUCAAGGAGAGACUUCAUCUCCUGCAAAACCCGCAGAGAAGUUGGGGACAAACCAAGACACUCCAAGAGAAAAAAGAACACCGCGACAAUCUACUAGACCAACGAAGAAACCACAAACUUCAGGGACUGCCACAAAAAUUAGAGACGCUCCUGGGGAAAAAGGUAAAACCAAGCAUGCAGGGAAGCCUAAGCAAGAGAAGAUAACGAAAAGUCCGAAAUCUAAAGAACUUAAAAAGGCUGAAUCAAAAAUGGCGAGUGAGAGACAAAAGAGAAACCCAAAUACAUCCACUGAGAUAGAGCAUCGAACCAGAAUGACAAGGGAAGACCCAAAGACAAAGACUUCCAACAAAGGAGAUUCAUACAGUGAGGAAGAUUUCAGAAAAAAACGACCAAAUUCAAGAGAUCCGAGAACUUUCAGCAAAGAAGACUGUGAUUAUGACGAUGACGAUUACCCGAUUCCAAGUAAAUCUGACGUCAGGAAAGAGGAAAGGAGAGAGCCAAGGACCAACAACAGAAAAGACCGUGAUUAUGACAAAGUCUACGGGAUUCAAAGUGAACAACACGACAGGAAAAGAAAUGCAGGGGACAGGGGAGAGCCAAGGACCCUCAACAGAGAGUACCGUAAUAAUGACAAAGCCUACCGGAUCCGGGAUGAACAAGACGCCAGGAAAAGGAAUGCAGAGGGAUGGAGAGAACCAACGCCCAUCGACAGAGAAGGCAAUGAUUGUGGCCGGAGUAAACAAGGCUUCAGGAUGAACAUUCCAACAGAAAGAAAGACUGGUUUUAAUUAUGACACUACCAUCAAGUCUGAUAAGAUUCGCUCUGAAUUUCUGCAAGACUAUCAGGCGGCGGAUCGAAUGGUCGAUCGAAAAAACAGGACUGAGGCUUGGGACAUGCAGUCAAAUAAUGCCGGUCAAGUUUGUAGAGACCGAAAUGCGGGUCAGCUGAGAUAUGCUCACAAGAAUCGAAAUUUGGAUAAAUGUAAGGAGCUACACGCAUAUGAUUUGGUGGAGAUCUUGGCACAGAAAAAAGACCUCAACAGCAACAUCUUGCAAGUGAUAAGAGAGAGGAAUGUAGGUCCUGAAGAUGUACAGCGGAUAUUAAAUAACCACGCGGAUAUUUUCCACAUCAAGAGCGAUAGGUUUUGCCUUAAUCCUAAAUUAAAACUAUGCACUGCACAUUUGGGUAGCAAAGGAUGCAAGAAUAGGAAAGAUUGCAUCGAUAUGCACGUCUGUCAGAAUUUCCUUAAAGGGGUUUGCAGGUAUAAAAGCUGUGAUUUAGGCCACAACUUAAGUACAGGACAUAAUUUGAAAGUUCUUCAGCAAUUCUACCUUGACAGACUCAAGGAUGAUACUUUGCUAAGAGUGCUUUCCAAAAAUAUUCCAAAGAUUACCAGCAAUUCCCACAAAGGAAGUGCAGAUCAGGAAAUAAGAGACAGCUCUCCAGAUCAUAAGCCACUCGAGACCAGUGAAUCUGAUGCUACUCCUCCGAGUGGAGACGAUGAUGAGUCUGAUGCAGAUUGUUUAAGUGGAGGCAGAGUUAAGCAGAAGAAGCGUUCUCCAAACAAGAAGAAAACACAAAUCCAGAGUGUAUGGUCCUCAGAUUCUAAUGGAAACGUAGGGAUCCCAGAAAUCUGCUAUGAUUCGGUUGAAGGGACAUGUACAAGAUUAGAUAUAGAUUGCGAGAGACUUCAUUCAUUUCAGCAUUUUUACUGGCAGAUUAGCAAAGACAAGAGCAAAUGGUUCAACCUACAUCCUCAGCUUGUAUGUUGUUUAGAAAAGUCCUACUGCGAUGUCUCUAAAGAUGGUGUUACUCUACCUAAGCUGAAAAAAACUGAUCUUCAAUCAGCUCAUACAGACGCUGUGAAAAUCCUUUCCCGCGAUGAAUGGACAUCAGACUUUCAAUCAAUGACUCUUGUGAAUUCCACUCACAAAGUUCAUGUCCAUCUCCGCAGGCUGUGCUCACAGAAGACAGACAGUACAAGUGUGAAAGCAAAUACUUUCUGUUGGUUUUUCUGGGACGAUAACCAGAAGUGGGUUCCCUAUGAUAACAGUGAAGAAAAAGGACACAUCACAAAUAUUUCAGAAGACAUCGAAAAACACUAUUUGGUUAAAUCUAACACACGUUACACUAUAAAAACAGAAAAGUUCAACUACGUCCUUGAUUUUCAGAAAAUGUCCCAAUUAAAUAUAAUCACCCACACGAACCGUCAAAUAAGGAGGCGUCCUCUAGAACAUCUGCAGGAUACUCCAGAUCGAUCUUUCUUACCAGAAGAUUGGAUAGAUAUGCAACCCAAGGAACGCAUGCGCCUUGUGGAUUUAGACCCAAAAUCUAAAGAGUAUGGAAAUGUCAUUACCCUCUUGAAAGACGACACUUACAAGGCUAAAGUAAAAAAAAUUCAGCGAAAUCAGAAUCCAUACUUAUGGAAGGCUUUUCAAAUUAAGAAGGAGGAAAUGAUCACGCAGUAUGGAGAUGAAGCCAGUGUGAAAAUGACAGACCUGUUUCAUGGCACUAAGUCUGUCAUCGUGAGCGCUAUCUGCAAAGAGAACUUUGACUUCCGACUGCAUGGCGAAACUACAGGGCACAUCUGGGGAAAGGGUUCAUAUUUUGGCAAUGAUAUUACCUAUUGCUAUCGUUACUGUGCGCCUGACCCAACAGGAUUGAGAUACUUAUUUGUUGCUAAGGUUCUAGUAGGAACCAUAGCACUUGGUAAUAAAGAAUUAAAGAGACCUCCUUUGAACACAGCAACAGGUGCUCUCUUUGACACAACUGUAGAUAAUGAGACACAACCAACCAUAUUUGUAAAGUAUGAUAAGCAGGAAUACUAUCCAUAUUAUGUUAUAACGAUGGCAUAGAUUACUAGCUGCAUUAAUUUUGUAUACGCAAUAUAAGAGUUUUUCAACACAACCAAUUAGACGUCAAUGUUUUCUAUGGUCUACUGAGUGCACUGCUGGGUUUGAAAGAGAAUGUGAAGAAAAGCAUAUGUAAAAAUUUAUACAUACAUAUGUGUAUGUGUGUAUGUUUAUACAUACAUACAUACAUACACGUGUGUGUGUGUUCGUGGAUACAUGUCUACACACGUUUAUUUGUAUUAUAUAAUACAAAUUACAUAUACAUUUAUAUGUAAACACAUGUGUGUAUGUAUGUAUGUGUGUUUGUAUAUAUGUAUGUAUACAAGGUGUAUACAAGUAAGGUCUUCGACACUGAGCUACUCAAAUUCUUCCGUCUUGUGCAUGACGUCACAUGGAGUAAAGCCUGGGGGUUCGAGCUAACCAUGAGGUCAGUCGUGUAUGGAAUGUAGACCUGCAAAGAUCACCCUAUCCCUUCCGUUUUCUUCGCAUGACUGACUGGCGCGCGCAAUACCCCAAAGAUGUUCAGUGGUUGGAUGCAAUAUUUGUACACUAGAAACUAUGUUUUCAUUGUCAUUUAGCUUAUAACUUAUAUGUGUAUGUAUAUAUUAUGAUUAUUAUCAUAUAUAUAUCUAUAUAUAUAUAAGGAUAUAUUAGUUAUACUUUCAUUUUAUAGAUAUGUGAUGUGUUGUAUGAUUUGUUUUUUUUUAUAAUAAAUUCGUCUUGAUAGAAUAAAACAAUAUUGUCAUUCAUAUCACCUGUCUUCUUUGUUCAUUUUACUUCUUUAUUAUAACAUAGCUAAGCUGCAGCACGAGGAAAUAUAAAAUUGAAACAAAGUAAAAUAUUCGAUACAUACUUACAAAUAAUCGCUGUUAGUCAUCGCCUGUAAAAUCAGCCCAAUGUGGAAAUCAUCAGAACGAGCCAGCACCUAAUACUACUUUAGUUUUUGCUCAGUUUGCUACCAUUUUCUAGUAUCUUCCCCCAGCCUGCCAUUUCUAAUCCCUAAAUGCCAUAGGCCGUAUCACUCAAAGCUGCACAGAACUCCGAAGUGACGAGACCUUAGGUCUCAUUUCCACCGUCAAAAACUGUUGCGCAACACUUUCCUAUGAUCCCGCCCCUAUUUAUGGGGGCGAAGUCAUAUAUAAACACCUGCACCUCUCUGAUGAGCACAACCAUCGGGCUAGUACGGCCAUUCAUCCGAGGGGUCGGCGGUUUGCCCAGGCGCGAGAAGUUGCAAUUGUCUCCUGGAGGUUACUGCUGUGGCUGGGCACCACGGCGGGUAAGGACUAAGCCGAGUCAGCACCAGCUGACACACGUUAGCGAGUCAAACGGAUUGUUUGAAUUUGAUGCUGCACUGUAUGAUAUAUUAUUCAGUGACG